UUUGAAGUUGAAACUUGCUGCUGAAGAUGGCAGACCCAGAUGUCCUCACUGAGGUUCCUGCAGCCUUGAAGAGAUUAGCCAAGUAUGUGAUCCGGGGCUUUUAUGGCAUUGAGCACGCCUUGGCUUUGGACAUCUUGAUUCGGAACCCCUGUGUGAAAGAGGAGGAUAUGCUGGAACUGCUCAAGUUUGAUCGGAAACAACUUCGAUCGGUUUUGAAUAAUUUAAAGGGAGAUAAAUUCAUCAAAUGCAGAAUGAGAGUAGAGACUGCUGCAGAUGGAAAAACCACUCGCCAUAACUACUACUUUAUCAAUUAUCGUACUCUUGUUAAUGUGGUAAAAUAUAAAUUGGACCACAUGAGAAGAAGGAUUGAAACAGAUGAGAGAGAUUCCACCAACCGCGCUUCCUUCAAAUGUCCUUUCUGUAGUAGUACUUUCACAGACUUAGAAGCUAAUCAACUUUUUGAUCCCAUGACAGGAACUUUCCGCUGUACUUUUUGUCAAACAGAAGUAGAAGAGGAUGAGUCAGCAAUGCCCAAAAAAGAUGCACGCACACUUUUGGCAAGAUUUAAUGAACAAAUUGAACCUAUUUAUGCACUACUUCGAGAGACAGAGGAUGUGAACUUGGCUUAUGAAAUACUUGAACCAGAACCCACAGAAAUCCCGGCCCUGAAGCAGAGCAAGGACCGUGCAGCAGCUACUGCUGGAGCUGCUGGCCUGGCCAGUGGGCACCACCGGGAAGCAUGGUCCACCAAAGGUCCCUCCUAUGAGGACUUAUACACCCAGAAUGUUGUCAUCAACAUGGAUGACCAAGAAGAUCUUCAUCGAACCUCCCUGGAAGGGAAAUCUGCCAAAGAGAGACCCAUUUGGUUGAGAGAGAGCACUGUCCAAGGGGCAUACAGUUCUGAAGAUAUGAAAGAAGGUGCCAUGGAUAUAGACUCAUUUCAGGACCGUGAAGAUGGCCGUUCAGGUCCGGAUGACAAUGAGGAGGUCAUGCGAGCCCUCCUCAUUCAUGAGAAGAAGACACCCUCUACCACGGCUGGUUCUGUGGGAGCGGCUGCUCCUGUCACCACGAAUAAUGGAAGUGACUCGGAGAGUGAAACCAGUGAGUCAGAUGAUGACUCUCCGCCCCGUCCGGCACCUGGGGCUGUGCACCAUCGGGAAGACGAUGAGGACGAUGAUGAGUUUGAAGAAGUGACAGAUGACCCUGUUGUCAUGGUGGCUGGCCGUCCGUUCUCUUAUAGCGAAGUUAGCCAGCGACCAGAGCUGGUGGCCCAGAUGACACCAGAGGAGAAGGAGGCAUACAUAGCAAUGGGACAGCGCAUGUUUGAGGACCUCUUUGAGUGAACUUUUCCUCCUUUCUCUAAUGCUCAUUUCAAAAAAAAAGGCCUCACCUUGAAGAAAAAUGUUUAAGUGACUUU
Elephantulus edwardii (Cape elephant shrew) is the source of this 1417-nucleotide messenger RNA. RefSeq names its product general transcription factor IIE, polypeptide 1, alpha 56kDa (gene GTF2E1). Bases 27 to 1343 code for a protein of 438 amino acids. The record is from RefSeq and is a predicted model, not a curated record. Gene Ontology annotation, biological process: transcription initiation at RNA polymerase II promoter; transcription open complex formation at RNA polymerase II promoter. The transcript has 4 exons. Gene Ontology annotation, cellular component: transcription factor TFIIE complex. NCBI's taxonomy places the organism in Eukaryota, Metazoa, Chordata, Mammalia, Macroscelidea, Macroscelididae.